AUGCGAAGAAAUGGAAUAAAACAAGAUGACAGAAAAGGGGACGAAACGAAAAUGAGUAUCAAAACAAGAGGAAGAGUCAAGUGGACAACUGACCGAAGAAAAGUGACCGGCCAUGUACCCAUUGAUGAUGAUGAAAGCGAUGGUGACGGUGGUGGAGUAAUAGCGAGAAUAACAGCGACCGACUGCUGCUUUCGUGCUCUCCCACUAAUGCAAUCCUGUUCUCUCGAGAGAAUUUCCCUUCUCAAUAAAGCUAUGAUACAACCCCUCCUUCUCCUCUCGCUCUCUGUACCUUCGUUAAUGGCCCCGCCCAUUAAACAGAGAGCUCGUUUUGUUGUCGUGCGGGAAAGCUCCUCUGCCCUACUUUCUUUACCGCAGUGUGCAGUACUACCUGCACCUCUCCUCUCCCCAUCAACUUCAUUGUUAUCGUCAUCAUCAACGAAUCAGCGAGAUGAGAGGGGAGAAGCAGGCGUAAGAAUCAUCAAGCAAGCUGCAUUGCUUGAUUCAAGCAGUGUCGUGCCAAGUGCAAUUACCAACCUCCAUGCAUGCCUCGCAUAUUUCAAAUUCGCCCGUUUUCAUUUCAUGGCAAAGUACAAAAAAUGCGUUCCCAUCAUCAUUACAGCUCAUCAUCACAUUACAGCUCAUCACAUUACAGCUCAUCACAUUACAGCUCAUCACAUUACAGCUCAUCUAAUCAUAUCAUAUCACAACGCACCGGCUGCGUGCAGGAAUGUUUACUUGCUUGCGCAAUUUGACUGGCAGGUAUUAAUCAGUGGCAAAACAUUACGAAAUCCUUUGGAAGUACCAAAAUUCAUCCACGCCAUUUGCAUUGAUCAUUUAUAUGGUGUGUUUGAUGCUAUUAAAUACUCAUUGGUCAGCAGUGAGCGGGAAAUGGAACGAAACACGAAAAUUGUUUACAGCUACUCCACUUCUUUCGGCAAAGAAAAAGAGAAGGAACUUGUUCUCUUAACUCAUUAUAUCUUUGGCGCCAUUUCGACGUCAACACCGUUGUCUGAUAAUUUAUAUCCAUUUUAG
Thelazia callipaeda (thelaziosis nematode) is the source of this 1032-nucleotide messenger RNA. NCBI's taxonomy places the organism in Eukaryota, Metazoa, Nematoda, Chromadorea, Rhabditida, Thelaziidae. The record is from the annotation of a GenBank genome assembly.